Messenger RNA from Musa acuminata subsp. malaccensis (wild Malaysian banana), 1463 nucleotides. NCBI's taxonomy places the organism in Eukaryota, Viridiplantae, Streptophyta, Magnoliopsida, Zingiberales, Musaceae. The record is from RefSeq and is a predicted model, not a curated record.
UUUUUUGUUUAAUUUCACUGUUAUUAUCAAAAUCCAACACAAAGAAAGGGUCGUCCCAUUCUCAUACCUGUGUCACAACUAUCUCGUGAAGAACAUUUCAUAUUAGCGCAUGAUCCAAAGCAUGAAACCCUGCACACUCACAUGAUCUGCCUACCUUUCAACCUGUAGCAUUCCCAACACCAAGUAUAACAAGCCAAGGCUUCACCGGCUCGGGAACAGGAAGCACACAUCACCAGAAAACGAGGCCUUCCCUGGAGAGAGAGGAAGAUGCCGGAAUACUGUGUGACCGGAGGAACAGGUUUCAUUGCGUCCCACCUCAUCAGAGAACUGCUAAGCAGAGGCCACACUGUCCGGGCAACGGUCAGAGAUACAGAGGACGUGGCCAAGGUUGGGUUCCUAUGGAGCAUGGGUGGAGCCAAGGAGCGGCUGAAGCUGGUGAAGGCAGACCUGCUGGUGGACGGAAGCUUCGACCUUGCCGUUGACGGCGUUGACGGUGUCUUCCACACUGCAUCACCUGUCUUUGUUCCGCAAGACCAAAACGUCCAGCAAGCUCUGAUAGAUCCAGCCAUACAAGGCACUAAGAAUGUGCUCAAAUCCUGCUCCAAAGCAAGCUCGGUGAGGCGUGUCGUCCUCACCUCUUCCUGCUCUUCCAUCAGGUACCGAUAUGAUGUCACUCUGGUUUCCCCACUCAACGAGUCACACUGGAGCGACCCCGAAUACUGCAAAAGAUACAAUCUGUGGUAUGCAUAUGCGAAGACAUUGGCUGAAAAGGAAGCAUGGAGAUUAGCAGGGCAUUUUGGCAUCAAUCUAGUGGUAGUGAAUCCAUCUUUUGUCGUCGGACCAUUAAUUGCACCACGACCAACGAGCACCCUCCUCCUCAUACUCUCCAUCUUGAAAGGUAAAUACACCUAUGUUCCAAUUUCAUGCUCUGAAUCACAAACAUCACGCAAACACUUAAGUCUUGCUCUGUUAAAACCUGACCAUCUUCUUAAAGGAAAUAUUUCCUGGUACCCGAACACAACCGUGGGAUUUGUUCACGUUGAUGAUGUAAUCUUCAGCCACAUUCUUGCCAUGGAGGACAGCAGAGUCUCUGGAAGGCUCAUUUGUUCCGGUAGUGUUGCCCGCUGGUCGGAGAUCGUGGAGAUGAUUAGAGCAAACAACCCAUCUUAUCCGAUGCCAUCCAAGCGCAAUGACCAGGAAGGUGACAGCAAUCCACACAGCAUGGACACUACCAAGAUCAGGGAACUCGGGCUUCCAUGUUUCAAAACUCUCCCACAGAUGUUUAAUGACUGCAUCAAGAGCUUCCGAGAGAAGGGACUCCUGUGAAAUAAGAUGGCCAACACAAGGGAUAUCAGUGAAAUAAGGUCCUUGAAAGUGACACAUCACAGCCAAUUAACAUGAAAAAAAACCAUAGUUUAGAUAUCCACUUAGCCUCGGAUGCUAUGAUGCUUUCAUCUAUUUUU